AUGGAGCAGAGGUUUACGGAACUUAUGACGGCUAUAGCUCGAAACCAGCACGCACCUGCAGUUCCACCUGCACCUGUGGUUCCCCCUGUACCAGCAGCUCCACCUGCACCAGCAGCCCCUCCUGCACAAGGAUUGGCUGCACAACAGCCGCAGAUAUUACCGAACCAACUUUCUGCUGAGGCGAAACAUUUGAGGGACUUUAGGAAAUAUGACCCUCAGACGUUUGAUGGGUCACUGGAGGAUCCUACUAAAGCUGAGUUGUGGUUGUCCUCUGUGGAAACCAUAUUCAAUUACAUGAGAUGUCCCGAGGAGCACAGAGUUCAGUGUGCUGCUUUUCUACUGAGGGACAGAGGCAUUAUCUGGUGGAGGACUACAAUGCGCAUGCUAGGUGGAGAUGUGAGGCAGAUUACCUGGGAUCAGUUUAAAAACUGCUUCUAUACCAAGUUUUUCUCGGCUAACCUUAGAGACGCCAAAAGCCAGGAAUUCUUGGAGUUGAAGCAAGGACAUAUGACAGUCGAGGAGUACGACCAGGAGUUUGAUAUGCUGUCACGUUUUGCCCCUGAACUUGUUGGUAACGAGCAGGCUAGAGCUGAUAGGUUCGUCAAGGGAUUGAGAGAUGAGAUUAGGGACUUUGUGCGAGCACUAAAGCCCACUACCCAGGCUGAAGCGCUGCGUCUGGCAGUGGAUAUGAGCAUUGGGAAGGAUGAAAUACGGCCAAGGAGCUUUGAUAAGGGAUCGUCGUCUGGUCAAAAGAGAAAAGCAGAGCAGAGAACUAUGGGAGUUCCUCAGAGGAACUUGAGACCAGGCGAUCCUUUUCGCAGUUUCCAGCAGAGUUCUGGCGGGGCAGGAGACACUACUCGAGAGAAGCCAUUAUGCAAUACGUGUGGGAAACGUCACCUGGGUCGUUGUUUGAUGGGAACGAGAGUCUGUUAUAAGUGCAAGCAAGAGGGACACAUGGCUGAUAGGUGUCCCUUGAGAUCUACUGGGGCUGGACAGAGCAGUCAGGGAGAGAGACCUCCACAGCGGGGUACAAUCUUUGCCACUAAUAGAUCAGAGGCAGAGAAGGCCGGCACAGUGGUGACAGGUACAUUACCAGUGUUAGGGCAUUUUGCCUUGACCUUGUUUGACUCGGGAUCUUCUCAUUUAUUUCAUCGCUUUUUGUGA
Molecule: messenger RNA, 1164 nt
Organism: Cucumis sativus (cucumber)
Lineage: Eukaryota; Viridiplantae; Streptophyta; Magnoliopsida; Cucurbitales; Cucurbitaceae
Exons: 1
Coding region: 1-1164 (387 amino acids)
Molecular function (GO): zinc ion binding; nucleic acid binding
Source: RefSeq, a predicted model, not a curated record